Messenger RNA from Ornithorhynchus anatinus (platypus), 2544 nucleotides. It is a transcript of the gene WDR25, whose product is annotated as WD repeat domain 25. Gene Ontology annotation, molecular function: protein binding. The transcript has 7 exons. Bases 138 to 1754 code for a protein of 538 amino acids. Lineage: Eukaryota; Metazoa; Chordata; Mammalia; Monotremata; Ornithorhynchidae. The record is from RefSeq and is a predicted model, not a curated record.
GUUCUAAUUCAGGCCGGUCACAGUGCGAGUCUCAGAUCACAUCGUGGAACUUGAGCGACAUGGAUUCGUAGGCUCUGACAGAGAUCGAGGAAACAGCGUGUCCUAGGAAUGAAAGCAUCCCACCUGAGAGUUCUGCGAUGUCGUCGUUGGUUGGCUACGACGACUCAGAUUCCGAGGAGGAAGCUGAAACAGCGAGGAUUUCCGACCGGGCAGCCUAUGCCCCAAACCAGGGAAGCCUCGGUCUCCCCUCUGUCCCUGGCCGAUCAACUGUGAGUCUGCGGGACCAAACCUGGCCCGGCAGGGGCGUUAAUCACGCUGGUUCAAGCGCCGACUCCGGGGUGGAGGGCAAAGCGAGGCCACGGUCGGGGAGAAGUGGCUGGCAGCCCGGCCUGCCACGGCCCCGGGAAUCAAUGGAGGCUGUGCCCUGCCCUCCUCAGCUGUCCGAGACCUUCUUGUGGCCUAGCCCCGCCUGGGGGCAGGCCCACAUUGGCGGAAGGGGGCACUGCGACGGCUGGGGUCUUCCAGCCCCUAGCCCCGCCACCGCUUUCCCCAAGCCCCCCCCGGCAGCCGCAAACGGCAGCCCCUUUCAAAAGAGAACCCGGGAAGACCCCGCUUUGGUUCCGGAAGGCCUUAAGCCGUAUAUUCCCAAGAGACUAAGGCAAGGGUGCCCUCCCAAAGCCGAGAGUCAUGUGGGGAGAGAAUCUGAGGGACCAGAGCAAGCCCUCGCUGGGCCGGGCGCCGGGGAAGACCCUCGAGAAUUCACCAGGGUGUCGGAGUUUAUCCGGCCUUAUUUAGAGGCCAAGUCCAGACACACAGAGAUCCCAAAGCGGCGGCUGUUUUUGAUGUCAGAGCAUCGAAGUCCGGUCAACGGCAUCCAGUGGUGUCCGGUUCUGCAGCGCAGUCACCUCCUUCUCUCGGUUUCCAUGGAUUCGACUUUCAAGGUUUGGGAUGCCAUAGACACAGGCCGCUGUUUGCAAACCUACACCUGCCACAGUGGGGCUGUCCGAGCCGGUCAGUGGUCCUCCUGUGGAAGGAAGAUCCUCAGUGGAGGCUUCGAUUCCAUGCUGCACUUAACCGACGUCGAAACGGGCACUCAGUUAUUCAGCAGCAAAAAUGAAUUCAGAGUCAGCACGCUGAAAUUCCAUCCCAGUGAACCCAACAUUUUCCUGUGCGGAGGCUUCAGUCCAGAAGUUAAAGCGUGGGACAUGAGGAAUUGUAAGGUGGUCAGAGUCUACAAAGCAGCCGCCCAGCAAACCCUGGACAUCCUCUUCCUCCGGGAUGGGAAUGAGUUUCUGAGCAGCACGGAUUCGGUGAGCCGGGACUCAGCCGACCGCACCAUCAUUGCGUGGGAUUUCUGCAGUGCAGCCAAAAUCUCCAAUCAGAUUUAUCACGAGAGGUUUACCUGCCCGAGUCUCACUCUGCACCCAAAGGAGGCAUUCUUUAUCGCUCAGACAAACGGGAAUUAUAUGGCAUUGUUUUCAACUCAGAGACCGUACCGCAUCAACAAAAAGAAACGCUAUGAAGGCCACAAGGUGGAAGGCUAUGCAGUAGGCUGCGAAUGUUCUCCCGACGGCACGUUGCUCGUGACAGGAAGCUCCGACGGCACCGUGUUCUUCUACCACUAUCACAGCUCCAAGCUCCUCGGCACGCUGCCUGGCCACCGCCAAGCCUGUGUUGGUGCUACUUUCCACCCGGCUCUCCCCUCCGUCCUUGCCACGUGUGCCUGGGAUGGAGACAUUCAGCUCUGGCAGUAAGGCUGAAGUGUCGCGGGGUUGUCCGGAGCAGCAAAGUCCUCCUAGGAAAGAGCCAUGAAGAUGCAGAGUAAUGUGGGGAGGCAGAAGGAACAUGCUGGCGGGAGGCGGAUGGAGUGGCCGCUUUGGGGUGAUGUUCAGUGAAAGGCAAUAGCCCAGGUGUCCCCAUACCCCCCCAAAAAAACCCAACAAACUGCCAUGGUAUACGCCCACUUAUGUCGUUGUAAUACCCUGUCCAUGCAGCGAGGCAGGGAACAUUUUCUGGGCAGCACCAGGCAGUUCUGCUGGGCCCUGGGAGGCAUGAGAGUGCUUGAGUCAACUCUUUCCUCUUCCCCUACCCCCCUGCACCAAUUGUUGGACUGAGGCUUUGCAGGGAGGGGGCUCCUAGUGCCUUGGUCCCAGAACAUCCCCGCAGGGGCCUACCGGGCCAGAGCCGCACCCAACUGUUCCCCUGACUGCACCUCAGUGCCCACUCAGCAGAGGUCUGGGGAGCCUGCGGGUCCUUCUCCAGCCUUCCCUCCUGUCCCACCAUACCAUGUUCCCCAUGCCUGCUCCAUGCCAGGGGCCAGAACUGGGCUCAGGCUCCCCUGCUCCAGCCCACCAAGGAAACCCCAAAACACAAAAUAAUAUUUGAGGUAGGAAGGGGUUGGUCAGGGGAGGGGUUUACACAAACCCCAAAACUCUUUGUUCCCCUCUCGGGCCACACUACCACUCCCACCCCCCAAACCCAACCCCACUGGACAGUCCAAACCCGAACUUCGUUGUGCCUAAAUAAAAUUUUUUUUAAAGCAAA